GCUCUUGAACGCAUCUUCUUUGCCCAUGUCUGUUUGCAUCACGGAUAAACAACAGAAGCCGAGCCACAGCAGCAUCACAACUGGUCACAUCCAGCUGUGACCAUGGGGAAGGCCUUCUCCCACUUCACCCAGCUGAUGGGGCAGGAUGACGGGCAGAGCAGCCACCUCACGACCCCCAUCGAGGAGAGCCAAACGGAGGAGACCAAGAGCGAGGACGUGUCCCAGUUCCCCUACGUGGAGUUCACCGGCAGGGACAGCGUCACCUGCCCCACCUGCCAGGGCACGGGCCGGAUACCCCGAGGGCAGGAGAAUCAGCUGGUGGCUCUGAUCCCCUACAGUGAUCAGAGGCUCAGGCCCAGGCGCACGAAGUUGUACGUGACGGCCUCGGUGGCGGUGUGCCUGCUCCUCUCUUCUCUGGCCGUCUUCUUCCUCUUCCCUCGCUCCAUAGACGUGUCCUACGUGGGGGUCAAGUCUGUGUACGUGGGCUACGACCAGGAGAGGAGGAGCGUCUAUCUCAACAUCACGAACACUCUGAACAUCACCAACAACAACUACUACUCUGUGGAGGUGGCCAACAUCACGGCGCAGGUGCAGUUCGCAAAGACGGUGAUCGGGAAGAGUCGCAUCAGCAACAUCACCGCCAUCAGCCCCCUGGACAUGAAGCAGAUCGAUUACACGGUCCCCACGCUCAUCGCCGACGAGAUGAGCUACAUGUAUGACUACUGCACGCUCCAGACCAUCAAAGUGCACAACAUCGGCGUCAUGAUGCAAGUCACGGUGACCACCACGUACUUUGGCCACGCCGAGCAGGUUUCUCAGGAGAUGUACCAGUACGUGGACUGCGGAGGAAACACCACGGCGGUCAGAGGGGCGCCCCAGAGCUUCAGCGUUCCCCACGGCAACCAAUAACUACUGUCCCACCACUCGCGCACCACAAAACGAUCUGCACACGAAUAAACAUCCACAUCAGUUGCACUUGAUUUGAGUUUUGAAAUUUACUAGGUUUCAAAAUACUUCUCAUUUCUACAAAAAAUACCUGCUGAAUUUGAGUAGUGUUGGUUAAUUUGAUGAUUUAUAAUUUAAAUAUUCCGGAAAUGCAAAAAGAUGAGUUUUUUCACAGCAAGAAGCAACAUCUACGCAAAUUAAAAUGACUUAAAUUAAGAACAUUUUACUAUUUGAGUAGAUUAAAAUAUCUGCCAAUGGAAUAAGUUUUUUUCUUAUUUCGAGCAACAUUCAAGCAAUGUUUUAUUUUUAUUUUAAGUGCGUUUAAGUUGUGUUUUUGUUAUCUUAAGUGUAGCAAGACGUAUUUUCAUAUUUUAAGUACAAAAAGUCUUAUUCCAUUGGCAGAUAAUUUUACGUGUAAGUGAAAUUUACUCAAAUCGUGAUAAAACUUUCUUAAUUCAAGUCAUCUUAACUUUAAAUUUGAGUUUUUGCCGUCUUACUUUAUUCUUAAAGCGGCUCUAAGUAAAAUUUUUUGGUGGAUACUACACCACGUCUUUGUCUCUGGCUUGGAAUUUUGCACAGUAUGGCAUUAAACUUGCUUAUCUCCAUGGAGACAAGCAGGCUGCACCACCAGGCCGAGUUACAGGUCAGAUCUGUGCAGAAACAUCCCCGCUCACGGUAAGAAUUCAUGUUUUUCAAGAUGUUUUUGGACAAUAAAAAGCACCUGUAAUAAAAUACAUGCAAGCCGUGUGUAAUGCCAUACUGCGGAACAUUCCAAGUGAAGCAAUAACCCUCUCCGAAUUCAGUAAUAUCUUAAAAUAUUUAGAAAUUUAAUAGUGAAAUCAGAAACUGUCUUCACUAUUAAAGCUAAAUAAUUGGAUGUAAAGCUGCACUGUGUAACUUCUAACUUGCUUGUCUCCAUGGAGAUGUGAUUUCUUUGCUAGAAAUGUUCCACAGUAGAGCAAAAAACACAUCUGCCUCGCAUUUGUUCGAUCACAGGUGUUUUAUGACUCAAAAUAUCUUAGAAAAACAUGAAUUCUUACCAUAUUUGAGCUCGCUUCUCCAUAGAUCUGACCAUUAACCUGUCUCCAUUGUGGAGUUUAUGUCCGUACUGUGAAAUAAUCAAGUAAAAUCUCCAUGGAGACGAGCAGAAAAGCUACGCAGCGCACAUUUUUAACGCGUUCAAAUCAUGUAUCGCAAAGAAAUACAAAUUAGUCCGACCGACUCAAAUCAAGUUACAUUUUCUCGUGUGGAUUUGUUUCUCAGCGCAGAGUUUUAUGACAUUUUCUGUUUCCAUUUUUGUUAAGUUGCACAUAAUCUUUAAUUCACCACAAAGACGAUAGUUGUCAAAUAUAACAACUAGUAUAUUUUUUAAAACUUGAUUUAUCUUGAACACUUUUCAGACCAGAAUGCACUUUAUAAUAAGUCCAGUGUUGAGAUCCGAGGUGGUUCAGUGUGUCCAAAAACACGACUAAAUACGAACUCUAAAAUGACUUGAAUUCAACACGAGUAUUUUAAAUUUAGUGCAAAUGAGAAGUUUUGACAAGUUUACAUUCAUUUUACUGGUUUCGAAACAAUAUGAUACAGUUAUGAUUUAUUAUUUUGUGUUGUGUAAAUCAAAAUCGGUACAAAAAUUGCACUUAAAAAUACAUUUCAAAUCGAUUAGUAGCGAAUUUAUCUUGAGAAAAAUCGUGAAAAUUACAUCUGAACUAGUCAAAACAACUCAAAGGUAUAAAUAAAUAUUCUGAAUUCAAGUCAUUUUUAGUGUUUGCGGGGUAAAGAGUCGAGUACUGCCAAGUUAAAGGGCCAAUAUUGCGCUAUUUAAUGAUUUUCUUUGUUAUAAUGUUGUUUCCUCGUCACAAACGGACCUGGAGUUGUGUUUUGUUUCAUUCACACAAGUUAAACUCUGAAUAUUUAGACUGAGUUCUUCUCUUAAACAGAAUACAGCGUUCCACCUUGUGAUGUCAUGCGGUAAUACAGGAAAUGCUCCACUUUUAUACUCACUUUUCUGCCCAACAAAGGCAAAAGACCUUAACUCAUCAGAGAAUGAAACUGAGAAAAAUGACAUCAAAGUUUAUAUUUUGUCCAGUCAAAAGUAAAAUAAUAAUAAGAGGCAGUUGCUAUAAUGAAGAAAUAUUUGUAUGUGAAAAAUAUUGAGCUCAGAAUUGCCCUUUGACCCUUAUUUGUCAGUUCCUGUGCUCUGCCUUUGUAUCAUGAGCCAAAAAUAAGAAGUCGUGCAAAGACAAAAGGCAGAAACAGUGUCAGUUACUGCCUUUUGCCAUAGGGGGCAGUAUACCCCAUGGAUCUAUUAAAAUAAUUGCUGCUUGUGUCUGUCUUGAGUUGGCGUAGUGGCUCUUACUGGAACUACAGCGAAAAAAUCCCUCUGGCCCAGAAAUAUUUUUUCUCAUGUAAUCACAAACUGCUCGUUUUCGGCUGACAGAGCAUCUACAACUUUAAAAAAUGUUGGAUUUUGUGGUGAUUUUUACCUAUUUUCAGAUCCUCAAAAGCUCAAAAUCUGUCUGUUGUCUUAAAAAAAACUCUUUUUAAUCAUCCGCUUCGGCUCCGCUCUAGUUCCUCUCGCUCUGAUUGGUCAAAGCGAUCACGUGAUACACAAGCCCACGCUCCUUGCUCACACUCGCCUGCAUUCAUGUGUGUCUGCGGGAGAAAAAAGCACUACUGCGCAUGUUCAGUGUGCAGGGAGUCACCAGAAAUACGUCGCCGGGCUAAAGGCGAAUCUGGAGACAUGCACCUUUGAGCUCGGCCCUUUAACUUGAUUGAACAUCCAUCUUUAAACCCUGGGGCUUGCUUUACCUUCACUAGAAUCAUUUGGAUCAUUUUUGCGCUGGAAUUGACGAUCUCUAGUGAACUAAAUGUAAAAAAGCACCUGUUAACUUGAAAACUUCCACUUCACGACAUCACAAAGUAGAGCAGAGCAUUUUAAGCUUUGGAGAUGCACAGUAAACAACUCUGGGUUUGAUGUUUUUGAUGAGGUAACAACAUUAUAACAUGAUUUAAAGCUAUAAGAAUCAAUUUUAGACUUUAAGAAUAUUAGAGAAUAUUACAAAAUAGUGGCCAAACGUUACACAGGAGCUCCCAAAUCUCCCGCUGCUUGACUUCCUGAAUGCAUAUCAAUAAAAAAAAAUAAAAAAAACUUUGCACAUUUACAAUACCUCUGAAGAAAACAGAUGAUCACAGGAGCAUUACUCAGUGUAUAAGCUCGAGUACAGCAAUAGGUCCUGAAGUGGAAGAGGAAUACAGGAAGGAUAUCUCAAAUUUAUCAGAAAUUUUGGAUACAUUUCUCAUAAAGUAACCCACAAACAUGAGCUAAAGUGGCGUCUAAAAUGUAACUACCAGUCAAAACUUUGGACUCUCCUUCAGUUUUUUUCUGUAUGUUUACUACUUUCUACUUUUGUAAUAAAAUAGGCAAGGCAAGACAAGUACACAAAGUAAUUCAUAGUGAUUUACAGAAUAAGAAAUACAUUAACAUCACAAUAAAAACAAAUCAAAACAUAAAUAAUCAUCAUAAAAAAAACACAGCUAAACAGAUCCAUUUUGAGCCCGGAUUUAAACAUUGUCAAAGUAGAUGUUAUUAGGUUCUUUUUUUCAGACCUAGAGUCUUAUUUCAUACCUGACAGUUUCGACUUUUCGAGUGGUCACGAAAAAAAAGAACCUAAUAACAUAGAAUAUCGGAAGACCAAAUGAAUCUCAUUGGACUAUUGUCAAAGCAGGGUCCUGUCUCGCAUGUUCAGACUGUUCCAGGUUUUAUUUUUUGCUGCAUGAACCUGAAACAGUGACUCCCCGUGUUUAGUCGUGACUCUGGGCACCAGCAAGAGGUCGGUCCCUGAGCUCCUCAAAGUGGUGCUCGGUUGUUACGUCCCAAAAUAAGUCAAAACAUAUUUAGGAAGGGACAAAGUUAAGGAUUAAGCCAGAGAUGUUCAUUUUGUCAUCUUUUGUGCUUUCAUUUCUUGGGUUCUUUUUAAAGACAAUACAGUAAAUUUAAGGCAAGUAAAGUAAGAUAAAUUCACUUUACUAUUCGUUCGUUCGUUUUUAUUUAGAUCCUUAUUAGCUAUUGAAAAACAGCAACUACUCUUCCUGGGGUCGGUGUCUGUACUGCCUUUAAAAAGAACCCAAGAAGUUAAAAAGUUAAAGAUUGCGUAUUCUUUUAUUUUUUUGUAUUUUGGAAGAUGGAACCUGCCCAAAAAAAACCCCAAAGUACUAAAGGGAAAAGACCCUGGUGAGCCGACCAACGUAAAGUAAGGACGGUGCGCUGGACAGGCCAACUCUACUUGGCUGCUGUCCGUAUCGUAACGAAAAACGCAACCCUCAAACUGUCUUUACAUAAAAUAACAAACAAAAACAAGACGUCUGGACCCAACAGGGCAAACAAGCAUAAGACUAGGUUAACAGAAAGGUAACAAACCGACGAGAGGACGUUUGCGCUCCAGGAACGGCGAGCCACAGCGAGGGACGGAAAGUGAGAGCAUGCCAGACUCGCUCCUAAGUAGAAAUUUGGAGCAAACAAAAAAGAACCUUAAACAUUGAAAAAAUAGGAAUAACUUGCAAUAACAAAUCUGGGAAAAUACUAUAAAAAAUAGCCAAUAAAAAAAAAAAUACAGGGGAAAACAAAAGGUGCCCAAGCGUAACAAAGGCCAUGGAGAGAUUUGUGCACAAAUAGAGCAACUUUAAAGUCUCUUCUCUGACCCACAGGGGGCAGUACUGAGACCUGAGACCCGGACUUACGCGCUCGUAGUUCCUGGACCCGAGCUGCAGCGUUCAGGAUGGAAAUAUGGAGAUAUGUUAUAACCAAAUGCGUAAAUUUGCCACUUUUUGCUUUGUCGAAAAUUAUUUAGUAGAGAUAUUCAGCUUUUUUCUUUACUAAAUAAUUCCAUAAAUCUCCCUUCAUAUAUUUGAUUUUUUCUGUGUGUUUCUAAAGUACAGAAAGUAGUAAGAAAAAACAAAACAGAACACGGAGUGAGAGGCUGAGUCCAAACUUUUGACUGGUAGUUUACAUCAAAACUGAAUAACAAAUGCCUUAAGCUGUCAAAGCGAUUAACAUUUCUUAAAUUUUUACUUGAACUCCAAAAAUUUGUCUAUCAGAUAUAAGCUCACGAAAACAGAAUUUGAUUAAAAUAAGUCAGUUUUUUGUUUGUACACUGGAAGCUUUCAGACCACCAGCUCGCGAAACCACUUAAGCAUUUUUUGUCUAUUGCAUUUGAAAAAAAAAAGUGGUAUUUCAUGUAAAAACAGGCACAUUUCUAUUAUAAUUUCAAUAAUUUAACAUUUUUAUUUCAUUAUAUUAAUAUUAAAUGGACCGGGCAUAUUUUGAUGAUGUGUUUUUGUUGUAGAUUUAGUCGUUGCACUUGAAUUUUUUGGGUUAAAAAUUAUGAAUUACUUUAAAAUACUAAACACAUAUCAUUGAUUAGAUCAUUUUAGUUGUUAAAAAUAUUUCUAUGAUUUAAGUGUAUUUGAUAAGCUACUGAUUGUUGAUAAUUUCUUUUCUUUGCCGCAGUUCUAAUGAAGUUUAUUGAAAAAAAUCUGCUCCAAUAGACCCUUUAAAAUCCAAAUCAAAAUGUUCAAAAUUGUGGAAAGGAGGCGACUGGAGCCAAAGUGAAGCAGACGUGAUGGAUUUUCAGCGAUAAACUUAUGAGCAGAUCUAAAUUCUGAUGGUUUUACAACAUUAUAACAAAAAAUAAACAACAAAUUUGAAUUUCCAAGGUACAUGUUUUAGUUAAUUUGCUUCUCUGUUAAGAAAAAUACAAAUUCUCACCUCGAAGUUGUGUUUGAGCUUCACAAAAACGGGUAACACUUUAUUUUAGGGUACACUUAUUAACAUCUAACUACCUACUAGUAAGAAUAGUUGAUGUAGAUGGUUAUUUUGUCAUGAAUUAGUAUUUAUUCAGGCCUUAUUAAUGUUUAUUCUGCUGUUAGUUAAACAUUUACAAACACUUUCCUAUAAAUACACUCUUUAUUACUGCUUAUUACUAUGAUAUUAAGUCAUUUUUGUCCAUGAAUUGUUUUGUACAACUACCUAUUCAUAUGAAGUAUUAAUAUUAAUGUCACAAUACAGGAAUUAAGUGUGAAGAAGAGACCACUUUAGAACAAGGGACCAUAUUUCAUUUUAAUUUGUGUCAUUUAAUAAAAAACGAUCAAAACGUCUCUUUAGAAUGGGGAACAUAUUUAGAGCUUAAUGAUUUCAUUCGUGGCGAGUUGGACUCUAUUAACGCCUAAAGCCGGGCGUACACUGUGCGAUUUUUGGCCCUUUUUGAGCCGAUUUUUCACUCGUGCGACUGUUUUUGGGGAUCGGGCCGAGUUUUGUCUUAGCGUAUUUUCCGGGCGAAUGGACGCGGUCUUAAGUCUCUAACCGCAUCAAAAAACGACCGCGCGCACCACAAUCCAGAGCGCCCCAUACACGAAUCCACUCGGGUGUCCCAGCACGACUUCAGUAAACUACAAAGCCGCAGAACACGCAAACACACACGGAGCAGACGGCGACCGCACAGCGAAAAACACCCACAGACACACUCAUCACUCCACGCCGACGAGGAACGGAACGGAGGAACGAACCGAAAAAGCGAGUGCAAUGUGCCGCUUCUAGACACGACUGAACAACUGAGUCACUACGACCGAUCCGUUGGUCCCAGACAGCACCCUCCCUACACGCCACAACUGAACAAAGCCCAGAGUCACCGUGAACGAACAAACAAACAAAACCACUCACCCAUCACACUGUUGUGUUUCAUUUAAAGUCGGGUGUGGUUUAUUUGUGAAAAAAGUUUGAAAAUAGACCAUUUAAUGACUUAUAAUCCAAAGCACCUAAUAGCCCGGAAAAUACAGUAACCGUGCGUCGUGCUUCGUGUAGUAAACGGGGUAACAAGAAGCGAUUAAAACCUCACUCCCAGCUCCCGAUCGGGAAUCAUAGGCCACAAGAAAAUCAAACCUCUUUGAAAUCCAGUCGCCUCUCGUGAGGGUUUCGCUCUGCUGAAGUCCUUCCAAACGCGCUGUGAACUUUUUAACCCUGUGAUUUGGUCGUACAGUUUGAGCUGGGGCUGAGAGAAACCAUCGAAAAUAUCUCAGUAAAUAUAUCGGUGUACCUCUGGCGUAGUAGAGCGUGUUCAAUUACACAAGAGUAAGCAAGAUUUAUUAAGUGCAAAUAAGUAAAAACUACAUUUCUUGUGCUACUCGUCCUUAACAACGCGCUUAUUUGUACCAAAAUCUUAUUAGAAACAUAAUUCAUGGACAAAAAGGGCUUAAUAUCACACAAAUAAGCAGUAAUAAGGAGUGUAUUAAUAGGAAAGUGUUUGUAAAUGUCUAACUAACAGCAGAAUAAACUUAUGGGAAUUAUCAGACAUUGAUAAGGACUGAAUAAAUACUAAUUAAUGACAAAAUAAGCAUCUAAAACUACGCGAAUUAGCAGAUAGUUCGUUGUAGAAUACAGAAUUGAACCCUAAAAUAAAAUGUUAUCACAAAAAGUAUAAUCUAAUAAUGUUUAAAUGUGUAAUAUAUCUGUAGUUGAAGUGAAAAACUGUAGUAAACUCAACUUUUUACGAGAGAAUUUGACUAGUAAAUUCCAAAAUCUGGACGUUUCCUUUGUCUUAAAUGCUUAGUGUUGAUCAUAAUCUCUUUUUAAAUUAACAAAUAACGUAAAACACUAGUACAAAUGUUUUUAAACUCAGCUCUGAUGUCACUCACAUGUGUCCGAGUGGUUUUCGUUGGCCAAAUUUCUCUUAAUUUUUCAUAUUUUGUCAUUUUCUGAAGUUAAUCACAUUGAAAUCUCAUUAUAUUCUGGUUCACUUUCACCUCCAGCCGCCUCCGUUUCUGAUAUUUUUUAAAGGGUCUAUUCUGUUCUUGAUAUUUUGUAUUAUUUGUGCGUAUUGUUUAUUUUGCAGUUCAGGUAUUUCAACUAACGAUCUUACAGUGUUACAAAAAAAAACAUUGGAUUUUUUUGCCAGUUUUUGUAUCUCGUGUCAGUCCUCUGCUCUAAUACUCUUAACAUUUGCUGUAUUUUAUUUUGAUUAUUUAAUUAAUAUGCUAUAAGAAUAAGAGUGGAACAAGUCUAUUUUCGAUCACAGUUUUGUAAAAGUGUCACACAGUAUUUGAACUCGUGUAAAUAUGUUGAUUAAUCCUUCAUUCAUUAAAGUUCAUUUCAGUUCUUACAUGUACAGGGAUCAUUUCAUAGUUUUAACAUUUCAUACCACAUUUGAUAACAUUGUACAUUUGCCAUCAGACUCUUAACAUCAUUCAACUGUUUGUGUGAGAGCUGAAAUAAAGUUUUAACAUUGUAAA
This is a messenger RNA of Boleophthalmus pectinirostris (great blue-spotted mudskipper), 9225 nucleotides long. RefSeq names its product transmembrane protein 106Bb (gene tmem106bb). The record is from RefSeq and is a predicted model, not a curated record. The transcript is spliced from 8 exons. The coding region runs from base 103 to 909 and encodes 268 amino acids. Lineage: Eukaryota; Metazoa; Chordata; Actinopteri; Gobiiformes; Gobiidae.